AUUUGAUCCACCAAAAAAACAUGACCGUUAUAGAGAGAGCUAAAAGUGUUCUUUCUAAAAAUAAAACAGUGCCUCUCUCUCUCCAACAACGAAACUUCUUUCUACACAGUAAGCAAUAUCUAAUCGAGAAAAUUAGGGUUUUUGUCUGAGAGAGUGAGAGAGAGAGAGAUAGAGAGAGAGAGAGAGAGAGAGAGAGAGAGAGAGGAAGAGAUUUUGAAUCGUGAGAGUAUUCAGAGAGAGAUAGUGGCGUCUGGUUGGGUUGAAGCGGAGACGGGAAGUAAUCGUCCCCGGAAUUUCUUUUCUUCUCUGUUUACAAGUAUCGGAGGAGCGUUACUUCAGAUCACUGAAAAGGAAGAAGAUUCAAAAAUGGCGUCUAAAGUCUCGGAUCUUCUUAAUCAGCGAGGAAUUGCAGGCGAAGUUAAACCGAAGAAUGUUGCAGGACAUGGAAAACAAAAUCGAAAGGCUCUUGGAGACAUUGGAAACCUCGUCAGCGAUCGUGAAAUUGCAACCGGAAAGGACAUUGCGAGGAAGGCGAAACAGGAGCAGCAGAAACAGUCAAAGGCCGAGGUUAUUAUCAUUAGCCCUGAUGAAAAUGAGAAACCUUGCAAACCACAUUUUAGCAGAAGAGGAUCAAAGACUUUUACCGCAACCUUAAGAGCUCGAAGCAAUGCUGCAAAUCGACUCAAAGAUGCUGUGAUCGACAUUGAUGCUGCGGAUUCAAACAACGAGCUUGCUGCUGUGGAAUACGUAGAUGACAUCUUCAAGUUUUACAAGGCUGUAGAAGAAGAGGAAGGAAGGAUCAGAGACUAUAUGGGAUCACAACCUGAAAUCAAUGUGAAGAUGAGAUCGAUUCUGAUUGAUUGGCUUAUAAACGUUCACAGAAAGUUCGAGUUAAUGCCAGAGACACUUUACCUAGCCAUCAACCUCAUUGACCGGUUCCUAUCUUUAACCAUGGUUCCAAGAAGAGAGCUUCAGCUUUUGGGAAUAAGUUCGAUGCUUAUAGCUUCCAAGUAUGAAGAUAUUUGGUCUCCUAAGGUUAACAUUUUCGUCUGCAUCUCGGACAACGCUUAUUGCAGAGAACAGGUCUUGGCUAUGGAGAAAUCAAUCUUGAGGCAGAUGGAGAAACUGGUUUUCUACUUUGCUGAGCUUGGAUUAAUGCAUUAUCCGGUUGUUGUUCUGAACCGUCCUUCGAUUUUAGCUGCAUCAGCGGUUUAUGCGGCACGGCAAGCGCUUAAAAAGACUCCAACUUGGACUGCGACUUUGAUACAUCACACUGGCUACUUGGAAGAUGAAAUAAUGGAGCACGCGAAAAUGCUGAUGAAGUUGAGGGACUCGGCUCCUGAAAGUGCGCUAAGGGCAGUGUUCAAGAAAUACUCUGACUCAGAGAACGGUGAAGUUGCUCUUCUACCUUCGCUGGCGGACUAAUUUUUUUCAUGUUGAUCAUGUAGCUAUGAUGAUCUAUCUUCUGGUGUUUACCAUAUGUGUUUUGGUGUUUGGUUUUACAUUGGAAUCUCUCUGUACUAUGACCAUAUAUAAGCGUUAACUUUUAUGUUUUCUACUACUUGAAGUAUUAAUAUUCUACUUCUCGAGUUUUAUUGUUUCCA
Messenger RNA from Thlaspi arvense, 1604 nucleotides. NCBI's taxonomy places the organism in Eukaryota, Viridiplantae, Streptophyta, Magnoliopsida, Brassicales, Brassicaceae. The record is from the annotation of a GenBank genome assembly.